AUGUCCACCCCAUACAUUCCCGGGGUAUAUACGAACCCCACCCAAACCCGCCUCCCUCCCAUCUCCGUCGCCUUGGCUCCCGCCGGCCCCAACACGACUGCCGCAAGCAGAAGACGCAACACCGCGAUCACACGGAUUCUCAAUCCCGUGGUCCCAGGAGUGGCCACUGAUAGGCAAAAGGCUCCUGACCUGUCUACCGGUCCUGAAGACUCGGGUAUUCGUCAUACGUCUGAGAUGGAGAUCUGUACUCCCUCUGGCACUCGCGGGGAUCCAAUCCUUCUCGACUCCCCAUCUGCUUCUGGCACUCCAUCCAUUACCGCGCUACCGUUUCAGCUCGUCGUCCUCCCGACCCCCGGCCUCACCCCCCGCGACGCCCACCACCUCAGAAACCUAAACCUUGCCCUCACCACCCACGCCACGCGCCCCAACUACGAGCGCCUCCACGACGCACUCCUCUGCCUCGACUACGCUCUCAAGCGCGCCCCAUACAACACGCACGCCGUCUACCAGCCCAUGCUCGACGCGUGGAUGCUCUAUAAAGACAGGUAUCUCGAGUACGAGAGUAGACUCAUCAGCCUAAGGCUCAUCCCCGAGCCGCAUAACUAUACGGUGGUGAGGAAUAAGGUUCUGGUGAGGAAUGUGUGGCCGGAGUGGGUGCCGGGCAUGUUGGUGGGGAGGAGGGAGGGGGAGGUGAGGGGGCCAGGGGGGAGGAGGGUCGAGGGGGAUCUGUUGGUGGGGAGUGCGUUGGCGAAUAUGGUUUUCUUGGUGGGGGCGGGGAGGAGGGUGGGUUUGGAGGCUCCAAGGAGGUAG
Molecule: messenger RNA, 810 nt
Organism: Morchella sextelata
Lineage: Eukaryota; Fungi; Ascomycota; Pezizomycetes; Pezizales; Morchellaceae
Exons: 1
Coding region: 1-810 (269 amino acids)
Source: RefSeq, a predicted model, not a curated record